AUGCGAAAGUGUCCACAUCGCUCUGGAUUCGUGCUGCAUCGAGGCGCGUGGGAGGAGAUUCUAGUGCGGGCGCAACGGGCUCUUCGCGGCGAUGGCAGCAAGAGAUCGAUCUUGCUAGCGGCAUUGAAGGCGUGCGGCAAUGCGCGGGAGCUCGAGACGGGUACGCUGAUCCAUGGCGAGAUCGAGCCGGAGCGGGGGCUGGAUUUGUGUGUGGCAAACACACUGAUCAGCAUGUACGCGAAAUGCGGGAGGAUGGGCGACGCUCGCAGGAUUUUCGAGGGGAUUCCAGCGCCAGACGUGAUCUCGUGGAACGUUUUGGCGCUCGGGUGUGCCGAGAACGACGAAGAAGAACUGGCUCUGGAAUUGCUGGAGAGAAUGAAGGAUUGCGGGGGCGAUGCCCGUCCAAAUGCAAGAACAUUUCUCGCGGCGGUGAAGGCUUGUAGCUCUCUGGCAGGGAAGGAACAGGGAACGCUAGUGAAUGGAAAGCUGGUGAAAGUCCGGGCAUUAGAGAAGGGAAGUAGAGUCCAUUCUGGAGCAGUGAUGGACGCGUUUGUGGCCAACUCUCUCGUGGACAUGUACGCAAAGUGUGGAAGCAUGGAGAAUUCCCGACAGGUCUUUGACAGGAUGCCGGCUCACAGUGUGGUUUCGUGGACUUCUGUGAUGCUGGGCUAUGCCGAGAACGGCCAGGGGGAGUCGGCUCUAGAACUCUUCCAACGUAUCGUCGACUUGGACGACGACUUCUCCAGCGCAGAUGCCUCGAUCUUUGUCGCUGCGUUGAAGGCAUGCACGAGCUUGGCAGCGAAAGAGAGUGCCAGGCAAAUCGAUGGGAUCUUCGUCAAGACGUCCGCUCUGGAGAGAGGCAUCUUUGUUCACGCCAGAGCGUCCAAGAGCGGCUGGGACCGUGAUAUUUGCGUUGCCAGCACCCUGGUAAACAUGUAUGCCAAGUGUGGGAGUAUGGACAACGCUUGCAUGGUUUUCAACAGCAUGCCUCGCCACGACACUGUCUCGUGGACUGCAAUGAUGAUCGGCUAUGGCGAGCACGGAGAUGGCGAGCUCGUCCUCAAGCUCUUCGAGCAGAUGCAGGCUCAAGAGAAAGAAGCCGGCACGCUGAUCGACGGAAAGGUUGUCAAAGUCCAAUCUGUGGAGAAAGGCAUGGCUAUGCACCAUCAAGCUAAAAGACAUGCCUGCGACUCAAACAGCUUUGUCUCCAACAGCAUGAUAGAUAUGUACGUCAAGUGUGGGAGCAUACUGGAUGCCAGGAUAGUCUUUGACAGGAUGCUACAGCCUACUGUCGUGUCGUGGAACGCCUUAAUGGCAGGGUACGUGGAAAGCGGCGAUCUGACACUGGUCCUCGAGCUUUUUACAGGUAUGCAACUCAAAGGUUUCUUACCGGAUGCUCUAACUUAUGUUUACGUGUUGAAGGCCUGCAUUGGAUUGGCAGAAGGUGAGAGCAGCCUGCAGCUGGAUGGGAGGAGGAUAAAAGUUGAGUCUUUGGAAAGAAGCAUGGCUUUACACUCUCGAGCUGCCGCCAGCGGUUUGGAUACGGACAUGUUUGUGGCUGGCUCCUUGAUCGACCUUUACGCGAGCUGUGGGAGCAUGGCCGACGCUCGCCGCGUUUUCGACAGGUUACCUCUGCAUGACGUUGUCUCUUGGACCGCUCUGAUUUCUGGUUAUGCAGAAACUGGAGAAGGAGAUGUGGCUCUGGAGUUGUUCCGAUAUAUGCGAGGCGCCGGAUGCUCUCCAGAUGCUCAGACCUUUGUUGCCGCACUCCAGACCUGUGGCAGCUCCGUGGCCUUGGCAUCUGUGAAAGCCAUUCAUGCGGACAAGCUCAAAGGCGGUCUAGAGAACGACGAGUUUUUGGAGACAUCACUGGUGGAUGCGUACGGGAAAUGUGGACGAGCGGUCGAGGCACAGCAGCUGUUUGAUGCGCUUCCCCGACUGGAUCCACCGACCUGGACAAGUCUCAUAGCAGGCUACAGCCGCCAGGGAGACAGCAAGAGAGUGAUCGAGUUCUUCCACGCGAUGCAGCGGGAAGGCUUUCAAGCGGACGAGAUUACGUUCGUGUGUCUCCUCAGCGCGUGCAGCCAUGCCGGUUUCGUGGAGAAGGGGAAGAAGUACUUUGAGCUCAUGCUCCCGAGGUACCGGGUGAGAGCUACUCUGGAACACUACGUGUGCAUGAUCGACAUCUAUGGUCGUGCAAACGAGCUGGAGGCCGCGCUAGAGAUGCUCCGCAACAUGCCGUUCGAAGCCAAUGCCGUUGCUUGGAGGACUCUGCUGGCCGCGUGUGCCAAAUGGAACAACAUGGUGGUGGCGAAAGUGGCCUUCGAUUCUCUAGUGGAGCUGGACCAGGCAAGCGCUGCGGCUUACUCCUUGAUGGGAAACAUCUACGGAAGCACAGGCAUCAAAACCACGUCGACAAACUGGCUUUCACACAAGAGACACUGCUAAGAAAGAGGAUACUGAGAACUCACUGUUCUUCCUUUCAGCUAAGAAAGGAAAUCAGAGGAACAGCUUAUAUCA
Selaginella moellendorffii is the source of this 2520-nucleotide messenger RNA. Its product is annotated as pentatricopeptide repeat-containing protein At4g39530-like. The record is from RefSeq and is a predicted model, not a curated record. NCBI's taxonomy places the organism in Eukaryota, Viridiplantae, Streptophyta, Lycopodiopsida, Selaginellales, Selaginellaceae. Gene Ontology annotation, molecular function: RNA binding; protein binding. Gene Ontology annotation, biological process: RNA modification. The coding region runs from base 1 to 2448 and encodes 815 amino acids. The transcript has 3 exons.